Messenger RNA from Ciona intestinalis (vase tunicate), 1291 nucleotides. Lineage: Eukaryota; Metazoa; Chordata; Ascidiacea; Phlebobranchia; Cionidae. The record is from RefSeq and is a predicted model, not a curated record.
UUCCCCUAAAAUUCCCCUUACUGUUCAAAGUUGCAUUUCGUUUGUUUUAUACAUUUCUCGUAUAGAAUAUAUUGAGGCCGUUCAAACAGUUAAAUUACAAGCUGAUAUUGUUCUCCAGUGAUACUCUAUAUGGUCAAGAUGUUUGGCGUCGUCGAAGGUCCAGCAAACAGGCCAGAUGCUAAAGAGGAAAAAGCACCUCCCAAAGCAAAACCUCGUCUUCCUGCCAACCUAAUUCACUUUAUUGAUUGCAAUCAAGGUGCGGUCAGAGCUGUUCGAUUCAAUGGGGAUGGCAACUAUUGCCUGACAUGCGGUAACGACAAAUCUAUUAAAUUGUGGAAUCCUGAAAAACAAAUGUUAAUAAAGAAGUACACUGGUCAUGGCUAUGAUGUGUUAGAUGCUGCCAGCUCGAAUGACAAUUGCCAGAUUGCGUCUUGUGGCUCAGACAAAUCAGUUAUGUAUUGGGAUGUGGCUUCAGGCCAGAUAAUUAGAAGGUUUCGUGGUCACGCUGGUCGUGUAAACUGCGUUCAGUUUAAUGAGGAAUCCACAGUUAUAUUAUCUGGGUCAGUCGACUCCUCUAUUCGGGCUUGGGAUUGUCGGUCCAAAAAAGGAAGCGCUAUUCAAAUAAUGGAUGAAGCCAAGGAUAGCAUUUCCGCUCUGCAAGUCUCAGACCAUGAAAUCUUGUCUGGUUCUAUCGAUGGUAAAAUCCGUCGCUAUGAUCUUAGAAUAGGCUCCAUGCAUUCAGAUAACAUUGGGUCUGCCAUAACUAGCACAUGUUUCACUAAAGAUGGGCAGUGUACACUUACUUCAACACAUGAUAACACUAUCAGAUUGCUUGAUGUUGCAACUGGUGAAAUGUUAGGAGAAUACAUGGGACACAAGAACGCUAAAUACAUGAUCGAAUGUGCGUUAAACCGUAAAGACGAUCACGUGAUCAGCGGCUCCGAAGACGGUCACAUCUACAUGUGGGACUUAGUGGAAGCAAGUGUAACGAAAAAACUUUUAGUAAAACGAAACAAAGUCAUUCAUUCGCUAAGCAUGCACCCCGAGAAAGACGUUAUGUUGGUAGCGUGCGAAAAUAAGAUUUAUAUGUUCGCUGACGACUUUUACGAGCUGCCGGACAAUAUUGCGUGAUGAGCGUGGUCGUUACGCAGUUGGUUAUAUUUGCGAGAGUUCUGAAUGGCAUUCGAAUCGUUUUUCGUGGGAGAAAAUCAGUCGAACUGUGUCCUAUAAGCAUUACAUACCUGUUUAAUGUCUAUGCCGCUAUUUCUGCAUUACAAAUAAAUUACAAAAA